ACACGCACACGCACACACACGCACACGCACACACACACACACACACACACACACUGGCUGUCGCAGUUGAAACGCAUUGAAGUAACGACAGCGGGUGGACAGUGUGUUGAAGGGAGGAAAUGUGCCGCGUCGCUAGCCGUAGCUUCGCCUGGCGGAAGGCGGACAGGCCGCGAGUCCUCGGCGUGGUAGUCGUGGCAGAGGCCGGGGAAGGUGCGCGCAGCCUCGGCUCACAACUGGACUCCCGCGGUCCCUGAGGCACGGGCAGGCAGCUGACAGGGUGUCGUGGGGCCCGGGGGUCCGGGCAGUGCAGUCUGAAAGACGAUGACAGCGGAGACCACGACCAGGACCAGGGCUCACCGAAAGACGGUGAGAAGGAAAAAAGCGAGGACGAGGACAGGGAACAGAACGCCUCCAGGAGGAAGAUGGUGGUGCCAGGGCCAGGAGAGCACCCUCUUCAAUACAACUACACCUUCUGGUACUCCAGACGAACCCCAGGCAGACCAGCCAGCACCCAGAGCUACGAGCAGAACAUCAAACAGAUCGGCAGCUUCGCCUCGGUGGAACAGUUCUGGCGCUUCUAUAGUCACAUGAUCCGACCGGGGGAUCUGACAGGACACAGUGACUUCCACCUCUUCAAGGAGGGUAUCAAACCCAUGUGGGAGGACGAUGCCAAUAAGAUGGGUGGUAAGUGGAUCAUCCGUCUGAGGAAAGGCCUAGCGUCUCGCUGCUGGGAGAACCUGAUCCUGGCCAUGCUGGGGGAACAGUUCAUGGUGGGAGAGGAAAUCUGUGGCGCCGUGGUGUCAGUGCGCUUCCAGGAGGACAUCAUUUCCAUCUGGAACAAAACGGCCAGUGACCAGUCGACCACCGCUCGCAUCAGAGACACCCUGCGCCGAGUCCUCAACCUGCCCCCCAACACCAUCAUGGAGUACAAGACGCACACAGACAGCAUCAAAGCAUGGGAAGACUUCCAUGGUCUGGUGAAUCCUAGCAGCGGACGUUAGGCCCUCACACAGAACCUCUGCAAGGGUGUGAGGAUACUUGAUUUGUUGGGGAAUGGCGAGUCCAGGGAAGGAUUCCGCUGCGUGGAUUGGCACUUUGUAAUUCGAAAGACAGAAUUAAAGUCAGGAACAGGGGCGGGGAGAUGAUUCCUUCUUUCGUGCCGAAUUUGAAAUGGAACAGAAAAGCCUUUCAAGUGGACAGUGAACUAAGUCGAAAGGAGAAAUAUGCGUUAUUUUUAAUCAACCAGAGGAGAACAAUGCCUCCAUUUUUUAUGUUUUGUAAUGCAACUUGUAACAUCUGUUAACCUGCCACCAGAGGGGGGCAUGUGACUGGUGUUUGUCAUUAGCUGUUAACAAAGUGUACUUGAGAAAAUACAACAGAACCAACGAGGAAACCAAUCUGUUAUAAUGCUAGAUCGGAUUUUAUUGCUUUACAUCACAUCACACUUCCUGCUGUUUUAAAUAAGUCUGUGCUCAUCUGUAUUAUUGGGACUCAAACAGGGUUGCCAGUAAACGACAUUUUAUUACAGUGCUGUAUUUUAACUACAAUUCCUCUGGUCACUUCGAACUAAAAUGAUUUACUGAUUGCUAUUGUUGUGUAUGAUAUAUUUGUAAAUACACUCCACUUCAAAGAUCACUUAAUUGAAUCAAUGAUGAUUCUCCGUCUUUGACCUGGAGGUCGAAUCCCAAAGGAUGAGGACCAUCCUGUGUUGGGCAGAAGGUUGUGUGGGCGGCAUCUUAAAAUUGGACUGCCAAGCUGCCUCGAUCACUGUGCCUGGCCUCGAGCCCGACCUGAUCCAGGAGUCCCUCUUGUUUGUUUCGUCUUCACCCCGCCUUUAAAUAAUCCAAGGGUUGGGGCUCUGCUUUAAUGUCCUCAGCAAAGGUGUAUUAGGUUUCGCUGACCUUUCUCUCCUUUUUAAUUUUUUAGCAAAAUAAACAAAACUGGGCCCAGGGUCAGGGUCUGUUACAUUUGGUUCCUCUGGAGCAUUUUCAACAUUGUACCAUGUUCAGACAGCGUCUAUAGUUUGUUCAAAAACUGUAAUGCUGCCUAUGUUUGGUUGUGCGAUGAUGGGUGUGUGCGUGCGCGCGUGUCAAAAGUGACGAAACUAUGUUGGAUGUACACCUGAUGGUUUCAAGCAAUAAAUGUCAAAUAUGCAUCUGCUGCUAAAAA
Molecule: messenger RNA, 2169 nt
Organism: Scophthalmus maximus (turbot)
Lineage: Eukaryota; Metazoa; Chordata; Actinopteri; Pleuronectiformes; Scophthalmidae
Gene: eif4e2
Product: eukaryotic translation initiation factor 4E family member 2
Exons: 8
Coding region: 423-1001 (192 amino acids)
Biological process (GO): translational initiation
Cellular component (GO): cytoplasm; eukaryotic translation initiation factor 4F complex
Molecular function (GO): translation initiation factor activity; RNA 7-methylguanosine cap binding
Source: RefSeq, a predicted model, not a curated record